Messenger RNA from Exophiala aquamarina CBS 119918, 2358 nucleotides. RefSeq lists its product as uncharacterized. Gene Ontology annotation, biological process: phosphorylation; phosphorelay signal transduction system. The record is from RefSeq and is a predicted model, not a curated record. Gene Ontology annotation, molecular function: phosphorelay sensor kinase activity. NCBI's taxonomy places the organism in Eukaryota, Fungi, Ascomycota, Eurotiomycetes, Chaetothyriales, Herpotrichiellaceae. The coding region runs from base 1 to 2358 and encodes 785 amino acids. The transcript is spliced from 6 exons.
AUGGGUGACUACCCUGCGGUACUCAAGGCUUGGUCCACAAAAAAUGGCGAGCUUAACAAUGCAGGGUCAUUAAUGUCAACGCACAAUGAGGAAGAUCGACAUAUAUCAGUCGGAUAUGCUAGAAUCCCAACUGAUGUUGUUGAUUGGGUCGUGGUAUUAGGCCAGGCUUAUGGUGAAGUUGUGUACCCUAUCAACAAGCUCCGCAACACGUUCCUCAUCUGCAUCUUCAGCGUUGUGGGUGCCAUAAUCCUCAUCUGUUUUCCUCUUGCUCAUUAUGCUGUCAAGCCGAUUCGAGCACUUAAGAGUGCGACGGAGAAUUCUAUUACCACAUACGAGACAUACGUUCCUUCAGAGAAGUCCGAGACGGAUACUCAAAAUAGCACGCUCGAUGGCGCACUGCUGAAAGAAAAAGACUUUUCUUCGGGUGUGCGCAAGAAGGGAUGCAAGACUAAAUCUCGUCCACGACAGAUUCGAUCAUUUCAGAUUCCGCAGAAAGUGGCAGCUAGACGACAUAUCAUCAACGAUGAACUUACCGACCUUACAUCUACCUUCAAUGAUAUGGCUGAUGAACUGUCCAUCCAAUACACCAAGCUUGAAGAGCGUGUGAAGACGAGAACAGCUGAGCUUGAACAGAGUCGAAAUGCUGCGCGGUCUGCCAACGAGGCAAAGACGCUGUUCAUCGCCAACGUGUCUCACGAACUCCGUACUCCGCUGAAUGGUAUCAUUGGCAUGUGUGCUGUGGCGAUGCAGGAGAAGGACGUCAAGCGAGUACGACAGUCUCUGAAGAUCAUUUACAAAUCUUCCGACCUCCUCCUGCACCUACUCAAUGACCUGUUGACAUUUAGUCGAAGUUCAUAUGGGCAGCGACUUGCCAUAGAAGAAGGCACCUUCCGCCUCGUGGACAUAGGUUCACAAAUUGUGUCGAUUUUCGAGAAACAGGCUCGCGAUGCUAAUAUUUCUCUGAGGGUGGUGUUCAUUGGCAUAGACUCGCCCCAAUCGCGAAAUCCCGACGACGACCCUCCUCUGGAGGAUGCUAUUGUGGCGCGGCAGAACUUGAGCGACAACCUACCAAGAGUCAAUACCAAUGUCCUUGCAACGGGCCCCGCAGACACCGGCCCGCUUCGUGAGAUCGGACUUAAGGGCGAUAAGAAUCGGAUUCUGCAAAUCUUGAUGAACCUUGUCAGCAAUUCUCUCAAAUUCACACCAGCCAGAGGUACAGUUGAGGUUCGGAUUUUAUAUCGAAGGCUAGUGCAUGCUAGUGCCAUGCCUGAAGUCUCGUAUUCAAAUCGACCUGACUCUCAUACGGAAGGCCGCAAAAUGAGGGAAGCUGUCAAUGGGGCAGGACCUCAUGAAUCAUCACAGAUUGGUCUAGUAUUUGAUUUCGAAGUCGAAGACACUGGACCAGGCAUCCCUGAGCAUCUGCAGCAAGAGAUAUUCAAGCCUUUCGUCCAAGGUGAUCUGGCUCUGAGUCGAAAACAUGGUGGGACAGGGCUUGGUUUAGCCAUAUGCUCUCAAUUGGCAGAGAUGAUGGGUGGUUCCAUCGUGGUGAAGAGCACUGUUGAUAUUGGGAGCACAUUUACACUAUCAAUACCUCUUCGCUACACCAAAGAGUCUGUGCCAUCGAUAUCUGGCUCACUUGCUCAGCCGCCCUCGACCAAAGCCGCAAGCGUAGCAAGCAGCGUUCAAUUUGACACAUUUAGCAGUCGAUCACGACAUCCUCGUGAUGUACGCUCCACACGCUCAGAGAAAGCGUCCGUUUAUUCUCAGGAUAGAGAUUCAGCCCUUGAUGCACCAAGACUCGUUGGUUUCUCACAGCCUUACCUUUACAGAAGAGGAAACGGAUCGCCUCUGGUACCCAUUCAAUCCGUCGCAUCACCACUAGAGACGAUGGACGGGCCUAAUUUCGGGGCAAGUGCACCAGCACUGGACAGUCCACAGGAGGCGAAGGAGCCUCGCUCAAGUCCUCGCCCUCUUAUGUCGCAGAAGCCAAGUUACUCCAGAGUUCUCGUCGCAGAAGACAACAGUGUCAAUCAGCAAGUUAUCCUUCGGUUGCUCGAACUUGAAAAGGUCAACAACGUGACGAUUGCCGAGAAUGGUGAGGACGCUUUGAACAGAGUUCGCAAUACACUUUCACCAACAGCAGACGAUGGCGGUGACACGCAACCUUUUUCGCUGAUAUUUAUGGACAUUCAAAUGCCCAAGAUGGACGGCAUUGAAUCCACGCGGCAGAUUAGAGACCUCGGGUUCAAAUCACCGAUAGUGGCACUGACGGCUUUUGACCACGAAACCAAUCGAGAUGCGUGCUUCGAAGCGGGUAUGAACGUGGUCAUUGGACUACAAAGAGUGGAAUCACUGUAG